This is a messenger RNA of Symbiodinium natans, 516 nucleotides long. Lineage: Eukaryota; Dinophyceae; Suessiales; Symbiodiniaceae. The record is from the annotation of a GenBank genome assembly.
AUGCCCGCCUCAUCUUCUCACGCGGAGGAGCUCCAGAUGCUCCCGGGGAACAUGGAAUGCGCAGACUGCGGUGCCCAUUGCCCCGACUGGGCCUCGGUAAAUCACGGCGUGCUGAUCUGCAUCGACUGCGCCGGCACACAUCGCUCCCUUGGGGCCCACAUCUCCAAGGUCAAGUCCACACAGUUGGACAGCUGGCGUGGCGAGGAGCUCCAGAGUUUCGCGUCCAAGGGUGGCAAUCUUCAGGCCAAUGCCCUCCUAACACAGGCGGGUGCGCCUCCACCGCCUCCCCGAGGUGCUUCCCGCGGGACCCUGGAGCGGUACAUCCGCGCCAAGUAUGCGCCCAAUUCGCCACCGCACGGGGACAGCCCGCAACCUGCCGCGGACCCGGUGGAGGCGAUGAUCCGGAGGAUGCAAGCCGCCCGGAAGGCCCGGCGCACCACGGAGCGUGCAGCCCUUCGCCUCCAGGCGCCUGCGUGGCCAUUACGGUCAUUCCCGUUCUCGUCUGAAAGCGUGUGA